AUGGAUACCAUUGAAGACUUUGACAUCAUAGACGUGGAACUUGAUGAGUUAUUCCUAAAGAAACAAAUGCCUAGAUGCAAAAACGAGUUCUUGAACACGCUAUGUGAAGAAUGUAUAGAAGAUUGCUCCAUCCUUGACAUUCAAGUUGAUGAAGGCGAUGGAGAUGAGCCCCUUGAUUUGAAACCUGAAGAUGAGACAGUUGAUGAAGAAGGUACUUUGCAAAAAGGGUUAAGUGAAAAAGAGGACGAAGACGGUGCUGAUUUCCAAUACAGUAUACAUGAUCCAAAGAUCACUAAAAAAAAGGGACAAAUAGAGGUGGAGGAAGAGGGGAAAGAGGUGGUAGAAGAGGGACAAAAGGUGAUAGAGGAUUUAUAUGUGGAGAGUCAAAAUGUUCCCCAUAAUGAUAUUCAAGAAUCACAAGCAGUUCUUGAAAAUCAUGGUCAGGAAGAUGAUGAAGCUAAAGAAGUUGAUGCAAUCGAUGUAGUUGAGGAAGAUGAGCAAGUUGAGGAAGAUGAAGAAGAUGAGGAAGAGGGCGUGGAUGACACACAAGUGAUAAAAGGGAGACAAGUGUUGAAAAUGAGAAUAACUUUAGAGAGGACCCCAGAGAACAACUUGAAGAAGGUGGCGGCGGACAAGUGA
Molecule: messenger RNA, 639 nt
Organism: Lactuca saligna
Lineage: Eukaryota; Viridiplantae; Streptophyta; Magnoliopsida; Asterales; Asteraceae
Source: the annotation of a GenBank genome assembly